Messenger RNA from Neoarius graeffei (lesser salmon catfish), 853 nucleotides. RefSeq names its product gamma-crystallin M2-like. The transcript has 2 exons. Gene Ontology annotation, molecular function: structural constituent of eye lens. The record is from RefSeq and is a predicted model, not a curated record. Bases 248 to 808 code for a protein of 186 amino acids. NCBI's taxonomy places the organism in Eukaryota, Metazoa, Chordata, Actinopteri, Siluriformes, Ariidae. Gene Ontology annotation, biological process: lens development in camera-type eye; visual perception.
GCUUCGAAACAUUCAGGAAGGAGUUUUUCAAAAGCACGUGAGCACAAAGAUUAUUGUUAAAUGGGAGAACGAGCAUCACAUUGAACUCUCUCUCACACACAUAUAUACAUACACACACUGUGCAGUGCUUUUAGAAAACUCAACGUGGAUUUCUUUUGGACUUUGAACAGAAAUAUGAAUUGAAGUUUCUUAUUUUGCAGAACCGGUACUAUACAGAGUCCUCAAUUAACACAGAAUCCCUGAUCCGAUGGGAUUUUUACUCGUACCCUGCUGCUUUUUCUCAUUGCAGAUCAUUUUUUACGAGGAUAAGAACUUUCAGGGCCGCUCAUACGAGUGUGAGACCGAUUGCCCUGACAUGCAGUCCCACUUCGCCCGCUGCAACUCUAUCCGAGUGGACAGCGGAUGCUGGGUUCUGUACGAGAAACCCAAUUAUACAGGAUACCAGUAUGUACUGACCCGUGGAGAAUAUCCUGAAUACCAACACUGGAUGGGCUACAACGACUCGAUUCGCUCUUGCAGGACCUUCACUUAUAACCGUGGGGGACAGUACCGCCUGCGCAUCUACGAGCGUCCUGACUUCCAGGGCCAGAUGAUGGAGUUCAGCGACGACUGCGUGUCCGUGCAAGAGCGCUUCCGCCACAAGGACAUCUACUCCUGCAACGUGAUGGAUGGCUACUGGACCCUGUACGAACAUCCAAACUACAGGGGGCGUCAAUACUUCAUGCCUCCCGGCGAGUACAGGAAGUUCAGCGACUGGGGCGCAGCGUGCGCCACCACCGGCUCAUUCCGCAGGAUCACAGAGUUUUAAAUGACCAGCGGUCUUUCUGUCCAUGUAAUAAACUUCACAAUUCAA